AAGGGUGUGUGUGUGUGUGUGAUAUGGUAUAUUUAUUUUUAGGGCGCGAGCGCAAAUACAAUAAUAAUAAAUUAGAAAAAAAAAAACAUUGUCAGUCGGAGCUAAGAUGGCGAUGACACGGGGUCAAUUUGAAGGCCGGUCUUCUGGUUGUCUUCGUAAAUAUCGUAUUUUUUUAGUUUUUUUUAUAACAAUACUUUGUAUACAAGUUUAUCUUGCAUAUACAUUUAUCACUCUUGAAAAUGAUAAUCUUGAUUCAUCAGGCGAGCUGGGCUUGUCAAAAUACGAUAAAAAUGAUGGUCAAUUAAAAUUAUCAAAACAACUUAAAUUACCACCAGAUAAAGUUGUAAAUAAUAAAUUAAAUAAUCAUGUUAAUCAAAAUAAAACAUCAAGAAUUAAACUUGAUUAUAAUUUAUUAAAUUUUACUCCAAUUUGUGAUGUUACUGGUAAAGAAGCUGUUAGUGCUAUAACAAGAGCAAAAAGUCAAAUUUGUAAAGAAUUAAUUGUCAAUGUAACAUGUAUGGGUUUACAAGGUACACUUUAUCCAAAAAGAUUAUAUUCAUCUUGUCCACAUUCAAUGGGAUUUAAUAAAAAUCCUAAAAAAAUUGGCUGUUAUCAAGAUGAUAAAACACAUAGAAUGUUAACUGGUUUUUAUACUGUUUUAAAAAGCAAUAAUUCACCAGAGCAAUGUGCUCUAUUGUGUCUUCAAUAUGGUUAUCCUUAUGCUGGAACUGAAUACUCUGUUGAAUGUUUUUGUGGAGUUGAAGAACCAUCACAAACAAAACGUCUUCUAGACUCAAGUUGUAAUAUGAAAUGUUCUGGUGAUCCAAGACAAUCAUGUGGUGGUUAUUUAGCAAUAAAUAUAUUUAAAACUGGAAUUAAAAGUUUUAAAGCUCAAGAAGCACGUAAUAUUAGUACUAAAAUUGCUCAUGAAAAACCAGCUAGAAUUGCAUUUUUAUUGACUGUUAAUGGCAGAGCUAGCAGACAAGUUAAAAGACUAUUAUCUGUACUAUAUGAUCCAUCACAUUUUUAUUACAUUCAUGUUGAUGCUCGACAAGACUACAUGUAUCGUGAAAUGUUGGAAAUUGAAAAAUCUUGUCGUUAUGGUAAUAUUAAAGUUGCAAAAGGACCUGGUUUACGUCAUGCAAGUAUAUGGGGUGGUGCUAGUUUAUUAACAACAUUAUUAUCAUCAGCACGUAAAAUGUUAGAGUAUUCAAAAAAUUGGGAUUUUUUAGUUAAUUUAUCAGAAUCAGAUUUUCCAAUUAAAAGCAAUAAACAGCUAGUUGAAUUUUUAACAUUAAAUAAAGGUUUUAAUUUUGUUAAAUCAUAUGGACGUGAAGUACAACGUUUUAUAUCAAAACAAGGCUUAGAUAAAAGUUUUGUUGAAUGUGAAGCACGUAUGUGGCGUUUAGGUGAUAGAAAAUUACCACAAGGUAUACAAAUUGAUGGUGGUAGUGAUUGGAUUGCACUUAAUCGUAAUUUUAUUGAAUAUGUAUCAAAUCCAAAACCUGAUGAAUUAGUAUCUGGUUUAUUAAAAGUAUUUAAAUAUACUUUAUUACCAGCUGAAUCAUUUUUUCAUACUGUAUUAAGAAAUUCAAUAUAUUGUGAUACAUAUAUUGAUAAUAAUCUUCAUGUUACUAAUUGGAAACGUAAAUUAGGCUGUAAAUGUCAGUAUAAAGCAAUUGUUGAUUGGUGUGGUUGUAGUCCAAAUGAUUUUAAAAUAUCUGAUAUUAAUAAAAUACGUAAUACAAUUGAUAAAAAUUUAUUUUUUGCUCGUAAAUUUGAGCCAAUUAUUGAUCAAAGAAUUAUUAAUUAUAUUGAAGAAUAUUUAUAUCCAAUGAAAUUUAAUAAUAUCAAUAGAGCUAAUAGUAAAAAUAGUUACUGGCAAAGUUUAUAUCAUCAUGGUGAUUUAUCACCACCAGUUGAUGAUGUACUAUUAACAAUAACAAAUUCACUUGUCAGAAUAAUAUAUUCAAAAUAUUAUCAUUUAAAUAAUAAUAAUUAUAAUUUUAAGCUACUUGAAGCAAGUGUUUAUUUUAGUGAUAAUAAAUAUCAAGGUAUAUUAAUACUUGCUGAAGCUAGUAAUAAAAUUAUUGAAUCAUCAACAAUUUAUGAUAAUAAUGUUAAUUAUUAUCCAGAACGUUUAGAAGCACUUGUAUUAUCACCACGUAAUUUUUCAACAAGUAAAUUAUGGUCAAAUAGAAUUUUAAAUUUACAUGUGAGUACUGAUUAUGAUCAAAAAGAACAAACAUUUAGAAAUUUUUUAAGUUGUGUUGGACCAUUAUCAAGUCCAAUAUUAUCAUAUGAAUUUGAUUUAUCAUUUGUAACACCUAAAAAUUUAACAAUAUUUUGGAUUGAUACUAAUAAUUAUUUAAGAGAUGUCAAUCAAAUACAAGUUGAUGAAACAACAUUAAUUGGUUCAAUAAAACCACAACUUGAUGAACCAUUGACAAUUGGUAAAUGGAAUAUUUUUAUACUUGCUGAUAAUGUAUUAAUUGGACAAGUUAAUUUUUUUGUAACACCAUUGUCAUUCUUGAAUAAUCAUGAAAUAAAUAUUAAAAAAAUACGAGAUAUUCAUAAUGGACCAAUUAAUCAAAAAAAAUUAAUAAAUAAUAAUAAUCAAAAAUGGAUAAAUUUUUUAAAAACAAUUGGUAUCAAUUUAAAUGAAAAUUAUGAUAAUAAUAGCAAUAAUAUUAUUGAAGAACGUACAGGUGAUGAAUUAAAUAAUUGGAUUGAUGAAUUUGUUAAAAAGUAUUAUAAAAUUGAUAAAAUUUGUAUUGCAAAUGAAUUUAUAAAUAAUAAUGUUUUUAAAAAAUUGAAUUUAGAUAAAUGUACACAAACAAAUUGGAGCUCAUUGAGUCCAGAUCCAAAGGCUGAUAUUAAUAAUAUUUGUUAUACAUAAAUCAUUUCAUUAUAUGCCAUAUAUUAUUAUUAAAUUAUUAAUAAUAAUAAACAAAUAAUAAAAUUACAAUAAUUAUUAUUAAUAAGCAAUGCCAUUUUUUUAAAUAUGUAUAAAUUUUUAUUAAUAAUAUUGAUGUUGAUUGAAAUUAUAUGAGAUUUUGAAUGAAAAAAAAAACAAAAAAUUUAUGUAUUUAAUACAGAUUAUUAUGUCUUUGUAUAGUAUUGUUCUUCUUACCAUAUUUUUAUAAUAAUAAUAAUAAUAAAUUUUAAUUGUAAAUAAAAAUUAGAAGCGAAAAUUAAAUAAACAUACUAUUUUUAAUUUUAAAAAUAUA
This is a messenger RNA of Aphidius gifuensis, 3230 nucleotides long. RefSeq names its product xylosyltransferase oxt (gene oxt). The coding region runs from base 107 to 2899 and encodes 930 amino acids. Gene Ontology annotation, molecular function: protein xylosyltransferase activity. NCBI's taxonomy places the organism in Eukaryota, Metazoa, Arthropoda, Insecta, Hymenoptera, Braconidae. The transcript is spliced from 4 exons. Gene Ontology annotation, biological process: heparan sulfate proteoglycan biosynthetic process; chondroitin sulfate proteoglycan biosynthetic process. Gene Ontology annotation, cellular component: membrane. The record is from RefSeq and is a predicted model, not a curated record.